Molecule: messenger RNA, 1337 nt
Organism: Aspergillus novofumigatus IBT 16806
Lineage: Eukaryota; Fungi; Ascomycota; Eurotiomycetes; Eurotiales; Aspergillaceae
Product: putative bis(5'-nucleosyl)-tetraphosphatase
Exons: 2
Coding region: 156-1199 (347 amino acids)
Biological process (GO): nucleotide metabolic process
Molecular function (GO): ATP binding; ATP:ADP adenylyltransferase activity
Source: RefSeq, a predicted model, not a curated record
GUUCAUGUUUGUUGGGAUUCCCCGCAGAUGCCAGGCCAGGCUUUGCUCCGCAAUCUCCGAAGCCAGAGAGCCAACAACCAUUCCCUCUCUUUCUUUCUUUCGGUCCCUACAGGAACUGAGUCAAUCGCAAAGAGAUCAACGCAGGGGCCACCAAGAUGCAAUUGGGCUUAAGGGAGAGCCUCCCUGCUCUGGUAGCCAAGCGUUUCACUGCAGCCAAGGAAUGUGGCCACUUGAUAUUCUCGCAUACUCAUCUCUCCAUAAUCAACUCUGGAGGAAUCUCGUAUCAACUUCGUUACUGCCCAGCUCUCGCAAACAAACCUUCAGGCGCUCCUAAAUCCGACAAGGAUCGAUCAGGUCCUAAGCCCGAUCCUUUCGAGAAUCCCUCCUCAGACCUUUUGAUCGCUCAGAUUCCUCAAGAAAAUCCAACAUAUACACUUGUCUUGAACAAAUUCCCUGUCAUACCUAACCACUUCAUCCUCGCGACAAAGGCAUGGAAGUCCCAAACGGAUAUUCUCGAGAAGGAGGACCUGGACGCUGCUUAUGCCUGCAUCAAAGCUUGGAGGGAUAACCGGACUGAACAGGGAGACUCGGGGUCAAAGAGACUAUUUGCAUUCUUCAAUUCCGGGGACGAGAGUGGCGCGAGUCAGCCACAUAGGCAUUUGCAGUUCUUGCCAGUGGAAGCCAUGUCUCAGGGUGACUCGGGAAGUUGGGAGCCUCUCAUUGACACGGUUUCAUCCCAGUCAGUAGGCCCCGACUCGGAGUACCGACGCUUGAGCCAAAUCCCCUUCGCCCAUUUUGCACUACCGUUACCACAGAACCCAACGGCAGAUACCCUGCAUGCGAUCUAUUUAUCUCUGUACAGAGUAGCGCUCUCAACUGCGAAGGGAAGCCUGGGGGACCACGCACGAGUGACAGAUGGCCCUGCGGCAAUCAGCUACAACUUAGCCAUGACCGAGUCGAUGAUGAUGAUUUGCCCUAGAAGACGUGAAACUGCUCGUAUACCCGUCGACCCAAGCGCUUUGCCAAAUGUCCAGGAACCUGGCGUCGUGGCCCUGAACGGCACGAUUCUAGCCGGAACGCUUAUGGUCAAAGCUGAGGCCGAGUGGAAUGAGCUUCGGCGCAAUCCGGAUACGUUGGCGGACAUACUCGCGUCUGUCGGCUAUCCCCAGCCAGACUCUCGUGGACUCGCUCUGUUAUGACGAUCAUUGACAUGGUCUCGUCAAGGAUCCACCUAGAGAGGAUGUAUAUAGCAUUGUCGCAUCAAAGACGCACAUGUCUUUUGCAUUGUAUGUAAGUCGAUGAUACAGUACAUAUGACACUGCAUUCAGAAAUCUCUC